Molecule: messenger RNA, 693 nt
Organism: Micromonas pusilla CCMP1545
Lineage: Eukaryota; Viridiplantae; Chlorophyta; Mamiellophyceae; Mamiellales; Mamiellaceae
Exons: 6
Coding region: 1-693 (230 amino acids)
Biological process (GO): ubiquitin-dependent protein catabolic process; protein deubiquitination
Cellular component (GO): cytoplasm
Molecular function (GO): cysteine-type deubiquitinase activity
Source: RefSeq, a predicted model, not a curated record
AUGGGGAAGAAAUGGCUCCCGCUGGAGAGCAACCCCGAGGUCAUGGGGUCGUUCGCGCACACCCUGGGGUUGCCCGCGGACGUCGGGUUCCACGACAUCUUCGGGCUCGACCCCGACCUCCUCGCGAUGGUCCCUCAACCCGUGCACGCGGUCCUCCUCCUGUUCCCUAUAACGGACAAAUCCGAGGCGUUAUCCGCAUCAGAGGCCGCGGUCAUCGAACAAAACGGCCAGACGUUAUCCGAGAAGGUGUACUACAUGCGUCAGACGAUCGGCAACGCGUGCGGGACGAUCGGCGUGUUGCACGCCGUCGGUAACAACGCGGAAAAAUACGCCUUCGCGCCCGGGUCGUACUUCGCGUCCUUCUUCGGUAAAACGAAAGGAAUGACCCCGGAGGAGAAGGCGGCGUACUUGGAAAACGACGACGGCAUCGAGGCCGCGCACGGGAGCGCGGUCGCGGCCGGGGAGACCGACGUCCCGUCGCUCGAGACGCAGAUCAACCUCCACUUCGUCGCGCUCGUGCACGUGGACGGCGGGCUGUACGAGCUCGACGGGAGGAAAAAAACACCAGUGUACCACGGCGCGACGACGGCGGAGACCCUCCUCGCGGACGCCGCGCCCGUGAUAAAGAAGUUCAUGGACGUCGCGGAGGGGGACAUUAACUUCAACGCGAUAGCCAUGGCGCCGUUUCAGUGA